Plasmodium malariae is the source of this 2442-nucleotide messenger RNA. Its product is annotated as conserved Plasmodium protein, unknown function. The record is from RefSeq and is a predicted model, not a curated record. Lineage: Eukaryota; Apicomplexa; Aconoidasida; Haemosporida; Plasmodiidae. The transcript has a single exon. Bases 1 to 2442 code for a protein of 813 amino acids.
AUGAAAAUUUUGAAAGAUUCUAUGAAACCAUUUGGUAUUGAUUUACUUGCAUCCGAUUUUUAUUCUUAUGAUUUAGACAAAGAUUUAAAAACAUGUCCACAAAAGAUGCAGAGGGAGAUUUAUGCAUUAAAUAAUAAUAUUGAAAGACAAAUGGAGCAGUAUAUCGACUGUAUUGAAACAGACAAGAAAAAGGUAUUGCAAUACGAUGAUGAUCUGAAGAAAAGUGAUAAAAAUCUUUCACAUGAAGAAAAUAGAAGCGAAGAUAAUGAAAUGUUUUCAUCAAGAAAUACAAGUAAAAGUUUCGAUCUAAAUCAAAACAAUUUAGAAAAAGAGUAUUUACCAAAAGACUCGGAUAAUUUUCAAAGCUUUGAUUUAAGUGAAUACGAUAAUCACGACAUGAAUUAUGAGGAAGCAGGAGAACAUUUUGAAGAUUAUAAAAUAAAUAUAAAAACUGAAUCACAGCUAUCUGUUUAUGAAGAAAGCUUUAAUCAUAAUGUAGAAUUAUGCGAGAACACAGAUGAGGAAAAUAGUAAACUAUGUAAUUUUUAUGACAGCAAGUGCGUGAAAUAUAAAGAUUUAGAAGAAGUAGAAGUAGAAGAAGUAAAAGAAGUAAAAGAAGUAGAAGAAGUGGAAGAAGCGGAAGAAGUGGAAGAAGUGGAAGAAGCGGAAGAAGUAGAAGAAGUGGAAGAAGUGGAAGAAGUGGAAGAAGCGGAAGAAGUAGAAGAAGUGGAAGAAGUGGAAGAAGUAGAAGAAGUGGAAGAAGUGGAAGAAGUGGAAGAAGCGGAAGAAGUAGAAGAAGUGGAGAAAACCAUCCGCUCUUGUUCCUCCUUUAUGGGAAGUGGCAAUGAAAGUUUGAUGAACAAAAUGGAAAAAAAUUUUGAAGUGGAAAGUUCAAGUAGAAAAGAAACGUGGAAAGAGGGCAAGAUAGAGGGACAAGAUAAAAAGUGUAAAGUAAAAAGGAGGGAGAAUGGCAAAAAAGCAGUAGUAGAAGUAAUAGAGAGUGUGAAUGGAAAAAAUUUGGACAACGAUAAAGAAAUAGAAGAAGUUAAAGAAAUCGAAGAAAGCAAAGAGGAUGAAGAAGGAAGCAGUACUCAUAUUGUUAAAAUGAACAGGUUUGUAAACAAAUUUAAUUUUACAUUUAGAAACAAAAUGUGCCCCAUAUCAUGCAGUAUUGAGAAAGGGGAAGGAGAUAAAACAGAAAUAUACGAAAAAAAGGAAUAUGAACAGUUGGAAAAAAAUACAAAUUUUAAUGUACAUAAAAAAAGUUUAAGAGAAGAAGAUAAUGAACUAAAUUUAAAAAAUGGCAAGAAACAAAUAAUUAAAAGGGGAAAAUGGUCUUCUAAAACCAUUCCAGUCAUGCUUAAUAAGGGGAUAGAAGAUGAACACAUCUUUACAGAGUACACACAUAAUGACUCACAUGGCAGUGAGAAAUUCGAAAAGAAUUAUGAUUCAUUUGAUAUAUGUAGAAAAAAAGAAUCAGUUUUUGGUUUAUUUGCUUCAGAAAAUAAUGCAAGAAAAGGUGAGUCACAAGAAGAAGAGGGAGCAAACAUAUCCAUUACAAGGGACUGUAACACCAGUUCAAGUGAAAAAAGGAAAAUUCUAGAAUCACUCAAAGGUAGCGAACCUGACUACAGAAGCGGAAGUAGUAGAAGCGGAAGUAACAAAAGCGGAAGUAGUAGAAGCGGAAGUAACAAAAGCGGAAGUAGUAGAAGCGGAAGUAGUAGAAGCGGAAGUAGUAGAAGCGGAAGUAACAAAAGCGGAAGUAGCAAAAGCGGAAGUAGCAAAAGCGGAAGUAGCAGCAACGUUAACAUUUAUGAGAAUCAUUGUGACUCUUUUGUUAGGAGUAAUUCCAAAAAAGUAUCAAACAGAAAUGCAAAUAAAUUAAACAAGUUCGUAUAUGGUGAGAGCUGGACGGUAUCAGCAACAAAUGGAAGGAUGAAUUGUAAUGUCUACCCAAAAUAUUCCAGCAGGAAUGACAGAAAAUAUAGCUUUACCAAAAAAACACAUAAUAAUAAUCCUAAAAGUCGUAUCGAUUCGAUAUUAAGUAGAAAAAAUUAUUUAGAAAAUAUGAAUCGUUCAAACAAUGAGACAUCCAAAAUUUUACCAAUGCAUCAUAAUACAUAUAAUGAAAAUUUAUACGAUCUGAACGAUAUAAAUAUGCCGAAAAAAGUAAAUAGGAGAACAAUAGGGAUUCAAAUAAAUUUUACAAAAAAAAAAUUAAAUAAAAAGGUUAAUACUGAAGAAGAGUCUCUCUCUAUAUAUAUUUCAAGUAAUAGGAAUAAAAAAGAAAAAAUGCCUGAGUUUACAUUGAAGCCAAAAAUCAAGAAAACCAAUUUUGAUUUUGACGCACUUGUAGUGAAGGAUGGUCAUGUGUUUCCUCGAAAAAGAGAUCUAUUAAAGGACAUAUUUAGUGCGUACAGUUCAUUUAUAGAGAAACAAUAA